Molecule: messenger RNA, 1206 nt
Organism: Polyodon spathula (Mississippi paddlefish)
Lineage: Eukaryota; Metazoa; Chordata; Actinopteri; Acipenseriformes; Polyodontidae
Product: B-cell antigen receptor complex-associated protein alpha chain-like
Exons: 6
Coding region: 455-1123 (222 amino acids)
Biological process (GO): B cell receptor signaling pathway; B cell differentiation
Cellular component (GO): external side of plasma membrane; B cell receptor complex
Source: RefSeq, a predicted model, not a curated record
CUUCUCAACCUCAUACCGCUGACUGAUCAGUUAUAUUUAGCCCAGCGCUGUGCUGUACUGCUGGGCGAGGAGUGACGCUCAUCAGCUAGAAGGAAGUUCAAACACAUGCGGAGAACCACACGGCUCAACAUGCAACUGACUUCACCAGAUUAGCUACCAGAGAACGAGUUUCAAAGUGGCAGGAAAACCUGGAAUGAGCGAACGUGCUUUGCAAUAGGAGUCUGCAUUUCAUCUCAUCCCUGACAGCGAUGUGUGCGACCAGGCGUGGUGCCUGUUUGCAGCAGAAAACCGCGGACUGACUAUAUUUAGUCGAGAAAGGGAAGUCGAGUCCCCAGCAGUGUCCACCAGUUUGCACCCUCGCUCUGAAUCAGCUACUCGCUGCGCACAGCACACGCCGGGUCACCAGCGCUCCUUGACGGCACAGCUCAACUGGAUUCACCGCUCCAUUCCUACGAUGACGCGGAGACUGCUCUACCUAAUCGCGGUUUUUACGGUCGGACUGGCAAAGACAGUGGAGUUCAGCGGCGAGCCCCACUCCCACACCGCGGUCCUGGGUGAGACUGUCACACUGACCUGCUUCGUCCACCCGACGGUCGGGAAGAAUGAUCUGGCGUGGGUGAAAUUGUGGAAGCCGCCGGGGAACCACACCAAGAUGGUCAACGUGACGGAGAGCAAAAUGGUCACCAUCUUACCAAAUGUAAACUUCUCCACCCUGAAGAUGUGGGACGUGAAACGCAGCGACAGCGGGCUGUACAAAUGCAUCUUGAGAAACGGGGCGAAGAAGCAGUUCUCUCACGGGACCUACCUUCGGGUCAUCAGGCCCACGCCCCCCAAGCUGUUGAACAUGAGCGAGGGGGCGAAGAACAAACUGAUCACAGCACAGGGAGUCUUACUGCUGCUGUGUGUCCUGCUGCCUGGGACUGUGCUGCUGUACCAGACAAAACAAAGGAAUAUGAGAAACUAUGAGAUGAAGUACAACAAGGAAGAGGAGGAGAAUAUCUAUGAGGGUUUGAACCCGGAGGAUUUAUCCCUGUAUCAUGAUCUGACCCAUACCAGGGUGCGGAGCCCCUACCAGGACGUGGGGAGCCUGCGGAGCUACGACACACCGCUGAAGAAACCAUGAGCCAACCGGAACACAGAACACAGAACCAGAACACAGAACACACACACCAGAACCAGAACACAGAACACACACACACCAGAAAC